AUGUUAAUUUAUAACGCUUAAAGUAUUAUCUGCUCGACAAUUAUUUUUGUAUACAGAGUUUGUUUGUUUCUUUGUCUUUUUUACAUAAUAAUUUUAUUCAAAACGGACGACUAUCCUUUCUUUAGCAAUGAAAACACUUUUUUAUGUACUACAAGUACAAGGUCGUUUGUCAACAGUGAUGUAUUCAACUGUGGUGUAGAGUGUAAGAUUAAACCUAUUCAGUUCAGUUGUGUAUAUUCAGUAAGUAACUGAUCCAUUGAGGACAAUUUUACAUCAGGUUGAGAGCUUGCAUCAUGUCGAUGAUAGCAGAUCUAAAGUCUCUUAUAGAAAAUGAGGUACCAGAAGGAUUACAAAGUCUUCAAGACAGUCAUAUUAAUUUAGAAAAAGUUGCACAUUAUUGUGAAGACAACUAUUUUCACACUGAUAACAAACGUCAAGCAUUAGAGGAAACGAAGAAUUUUACAACACAGUCCUUGGCUAGUGUAGCUUACCAGAUUAAUACUCUAGCCUAUAAUCUACUUCAUAUGCUAGACAUGCAGACAUCACAGCUGGCUGAAAUGGAGUCUCAGAUUAACCACAUUUCACAGACAGUAAUGAUUCACAAGGAAAAAGUUGCACGUCGAGAGAUUGGAAUCCUGACUACUAAUAAAAGUACAACUCGCCAACAUAAAAUUCUAGCGCCUGCUAAUCCUGAACGCCCAAUUAAAUAUACUCGUAAACCAAUAGACUUCAGUGUCUUGGAUGAUGUUGGUCAUGGAGUACGAACUACUUCAAGCAACCCCCGUUUAAAGCGUGCUGCUUCACAAGUUGUACCAGGACAUAUAAAUCCUAGUAGUGCAGGACCUGCUCCAACUACUAAACCCCCAACACCACCUCAACCAGUACGAGCCACAAGUGGAAGUGGAGGAAGUCUUUCUCGUGGAAAUCGUGAAUAUCGAACACCAGCUCCACCUAUAGCUCCACCACAAGUUCCCAGCAAUUAUGCACCAAAUUUUCCUAUUGGCCACCCAAGAGCACAGGAAACAAGAAGAGGUAGUGGUUAUUCCACCCUUCCUGCAGUGGGCAACCAACCUCAGUCCUUAUCCAACAUUUCUGCACAACAACCUCAAGUAGGUAUGGUUCAUCCAAUGUCACACCUUCAACAGAAUCUGGGCUCCAUGGGUCCUUCCUCUCCUACUCCUCCACCUCCACCCAUGCCAGAUGUAUCAAUGACGUUAUCAACUGAUAGUCUCCCUGAGCCCCCACCCCACCUGACCUCCAGGGAUUACUCAGGAAAUGUGUCUCCCCCACUUCCCCCACCACCACCUGAACAUGAAGGAAUAUACCCUGGAGGUUACAUACCACCUUCACCUCCAGCAUUUUUGCAACCUCAAAGAAGUUCAGCUGAUCCAGACUGGGCACCUAAGACUUACAUAGAAAAAGUUAUUGCUAUCUAUGAUUAUAUGGCAGACAAAGAUGAUGAGCUGUCCUUUACUGAAAAUGCUUUGAUUUAUGUAAUUAAAAAGAAUGAUGAUGGAUGGUAUGAAGGAAUUUGUGAUGGAAUUACAGGUCUGUUUCCUGGAAACUAUGUGGAACCAUGUUUGUAAAUUAACUAAAGCAUUUCCUCAAAGUCAGUAUCCUAAAAAGAUUACAACUUUUUUGUACACUUGCCUAAUAAUAUUGUCAAGUAAUUUCCAUUGAUAAUUUUUUUCUAGUGUUCUUCAGUCUCAGGAAGAUAAUAUGUAUGUACUGUAAUAUUAUUCUUCGAGAGUAUUAGAAUCACUGUAGAUACACAUACUGUCCUCUUUGUGGUUAAAUGAUUUCCAAAUUGUCGCUGACAUUUCAGAGUUGGGAAUAUUAGGUGUAUGAUGAUUUUAUUCUUCUAAUUUCUUUUUUUCUGGUUUCUACUGAACUUCAAUACAUAUGAAAGUUAUUAAACCUUUGCCUUUGAUUGUCAUGCCAUUUUUUUGAUAAACAAAACAAUAUACAAGUCAUACAAACGGUAUAGACCAUCCAAACAGUAAGAGCCUUUAAAUUAUCUAAUUCUGAUAUGACUGUUAGUAAACACAUUUCAUUCUAAACAUCUCAGACAAGAAAUUCGUUUUUACACAGUUCUAAUUGUGUUUAUCAUAUUUUAGAAUUCUUGAAAAUAUUAUUUACUGAAAGAGUUUUUCUUAAAUAUUGAGACUCAGUCUACUAAAAGUGGUGUAUCAUUGUAAACAUGAUCUUUUACACUUCUAUGUUGGUAUAACUACUAAAGUAACUGUGUGUGGUGAGGUCUAACUAUUUGUUAACCUGUAAUAAAAUAGAAAUAAUAUAUAUGUGUGUGUAUUUAUAAUUUAUCAUUCACCUUGAUGAGGUUCUUCUUGGAAGGAAAUCUGUCGAAGCAAAGAUGGCAAGUUGGAAUAAAAAGUAUGAAAGUGUUUCUGUAUAACAUUCUUAUAGAGAAUGAUCAGUUUAGAAUUUUUAACUGAUUUGUGUAAAAUAUGUUGUAGUUCAUUUGUUUAAUAACACCUUAAAAGUGUAACAUUUAAAACAAAAGUUAAAUUGCAUAAAAAAUCAUUGCUGUUUUAGAGUUUUGUGUAAUAGUAGUUUAAAGUGAUUCAUGGAAACAAAGAAAGAUAGCAAUAAAAGUAUUUUCGGUCAUUACAAUAUCAGCUAGUUCUGUUAGCAAGAAAAUACUAUUUAAAAAUGUUUUUGUUUCUGUUUUAUAAUUACUUGGAAACUAAGUUUGUUUUUUUCAGCAUAGAACUCAUGAUAAUAAACAAUAACCCAUUAAAAUGUUUGAGGAAAAGAUAAGCCAGAUAACUUUUAUUACAGUUUCUGUUUCUUUAGAAAAAUGUGGAGGGUUUGUGGGAAUUCUUUGAAUAAGGUAUGUUCAUAAAGUCGCAUGUACAGGCUUGUGAACAUUCAGUAACGAGUAGUCACAUAAAGUUGUAUUGAGCAUGAACUUAACUUUGAUUGGUACUGCGAUGAUUUUGUGCUUCAAGACAAUCUUAUUUAUUGUACUAUUCUUCAUGCAUAUGGAGUUGAAUAAUGCAUCCUGUAUUAGUUAAAGUACACUGUAACAAUGUAUGGUAAGAUUAGAGUGUCAUCAAAAAUGAAAAGUUAGUUUGAAACUACUUGUUCUUGCAAGUGUUAUUUUGAGCACUCUAAACUGAUCUAAUUAGAAGUACUUUCAGUACUAAUACGAUUUAAAAGGUACAAAAUUUUUUGCUUACCAGUUUUUAACUUAAAGAAUUAGAAGAAUUUCACAAUUAUGUAUUUUACACAGGCAAUUAAAAUCUUUCAUUAACUGCUGUAAUUAUUAAGUGGAUUUAUUACCCCUAUCAUGGGGACCAAAUACAAUUCUUCUGACCUUUUUGUUUUUUUAAACAGUCAUUUAAUGUGUGGCAUUUAUGUGUAGCUACCAACCCUUUUGUAAUUUAUUACAUAAAAAAAAUCAGAUAAUUUUCUUAUCAUUUGAUUUAUUACACUUACUCUUAAGUAGCAUUUGAAUUAAAAGGACUUGAGCAUAUUUUUGUGACCUGCUUAAACUGUAGAUGUGUUUAUAUUUUGUGUCUAAAGAAUAUGAUAGAAACUGCAGAAAGCACUUGAAGUCAGUGUUGUAACCUAUUUGAAUAUUGCUGUAUUUAAAAUGAAAUAUUACAAAGUUAUAGAAAAUUGUUUAUUCUGUAUUAAUUAAAAUUUUUUAUGAAUUUAUUUGUUUUUUUCCCACAAACUCCUCCCACAGUUUUGGAACUAGUAGGACAAAAUUUGGAAGAUGGGCUUGUGGUGACCCAGAGAGUGUUAUUAUCCAUAUGGCAUAGCCGCCUUGAGGCUAAAACAUGCCUGAAAUGUCACUUGGGUAUGGUGGGCAUCAUCAAACUUGGGGUUCCUGUUCUCCUUCCAGAUGUCAGAGAUGCCAUGUUUGAAACUGUUUACCCCCCUCCCACCCACCCGCACACAAACUAAUGGGACCAAACAUGGCAAGCAUGCUCAGGUACCAUGAUCAGGUGUACUAACAGAGUUUUGUUUUCAAGUGUAGACCACCCCUCCCUUGGGGAACCAUAGAAAUAUUUGGGGAUAAUGAAGGAGUUUGAUCAUUAUUUGGAGCCUUUAAACCCUUCAGUUUGAACCCUUAUAUGUUAUAAGUAGUAAUUCUUCACUUAAACAAUAUAAAAUGUCUUAAGAUGUGUUGUAUAUAGUAAUGAAACUUGAGUUUUUAUUUAGAUUUUUUUAUAGUAAUACUUUUUUA
Limulus polyphemus (Atlantic horseshoe crab) is the source of this 4216-nucleotide messenger RNA. RefSeq names its product abl interactor 2-like. Gene Ontology annotation, molecular function: SH3 domain binding. The transcript is spliced from 7 exons. Lineage: Eukaryota; Metazoa; Arthropoda; Merostomata; Xiphosura; Limulidae. The coding region runs from base 294 to 1586 and encodes 430 amino acids. The record is from RefSeq and is a predicted model, not a curated record.